AAACGAAUAUUGAUGAUAUUCUGGAAUAGAUUUAUGUCAUGGAUACCUGCCAUCAUUUUAUUAGGCAUCUUUAUAUUCAUUUAUAGUAUAUAUUUUGUGGUAUUUUAUUUGCAAUAAUAUUUAGUACAACAUUCGAUCUAAUUUCAAUGGAUUAAAUUUGGAAACAGUGAUUUUACACAUUUUAAUAUUAAUGUUCAUUAUAUCAUUGUUUCGAGCAAUGGUAAUAGAACCUGGUACAAUAAAAUAAGUAUUUUAUAUGGUAAAAUAUUGAGGAACUUAUAGAUUAAACUUGGAUCUAAUGGGAAUAAUAUUAACAAUAAGAGAAAGAGAAAGAGAAAGAGAGAAUAACAGAAUGUCGACAGAGAAGAAGUUAAAGAUCAGUAAAGACAUUUAAGACAGAAAAUGAUGAGGAUAGAAGUGUAGUAAAUAUGGAUGCAGACGAGAAUUUAGAAGAUUAUUUUAAUAUGAAAAAAGAUGAUAAUAAAUAAGGAAGAGAAAAAAGAUUCUGUAAAAAAUGUUGCAUUCCAAAACCUUUAAGAACACAUCAUUGUUCUUAAUGUAGAUGCUGUUGGUAAAGAAUGGAUCAUCAUUGUUAAUGGAUAAAUAAUUGUGUAGCCAAAGACAAUUAUAAAAUAUUUAUUUCAAUGAUAUUUUAUGCUAGUAAUUAUUAAUAAAUUUAAUUAUAGAGGCUGUCUUUUAGUUUGGGUUUCAAUAUCUUAAUAUAGGGUAUUCUUAAAUGUAAUUGAAACAGAUGUGUCAGACUUUAUAUUAUUUAUAAUAGUACUUCACUAUUAUUUUGUUCUUUUGAUUGCAGUUCUAAUUACAGGUUUCUUUAUAUUCCAUUUAUAUUUGAUAUCAUAAAAUAAAACUACUCUUGAGUAAUUAGAAGAUAAACCAGAUGUAUUACUACUAAAUCAUUAUUUUAGAGAUAAAAUUAUAAUUAAGGAGUUUGGUAAAAUUUUAAAACCAUAAUGGGACCUAAUAUUCUAUUAUGGUUUUUACCAGUUUAAUGA
Messenger RNA from Paramecium sonneborni, 1013 nucleotides. The record is from the annotation of a GenBank genome assembly. Lineage: Eukaryota; Ciliophora; Oligohymenophorea; Peniculida; Parameciidae.